Molecule: messenger RNA, 1956 nt
Organism: Fusarium sp. VM40
Lineage: Eukaryota; Fungi; Ascomycota; Sordariomycetes; Hypocreales; Nectriaceae
Source: the annotation of a GenBank genome assembly
AUGAAGCUUUCUAAUCCGGGAACCGUUCCCGUGUACACAAUCUCGGGCGCAUCCUCAGCCCGGCCUCUGCCUGACUGGCUUGCGCGACGCAGAAAGAGAAGUUUGAAGGACGACGCCGAGUACCAGAACCGUGUCGAGCUUCUACAAGAUUUCGAAUUCGAGGAAGCUAGCAGCUGCAUUCGUGUCAGUGAGGAUGGUGACUGGGUCAUGAGCACCGGCACAUACAAGCCGCAGAUUCAUGUUCACAACCUACCUCAGCUGUCGCUUUCUUUUGCCCGUCACACCAACGCCCUCAACCACUCAUUUGAACUCCUGUCAUCCGAUUACUCCAAGUCUUUACACCUUCAAACCGACCGCCGGCUCGAAUUCCACACUCCCAUGGGUUGUCACUACGAAGUGCGCCUUCCUAGAUAUGGUCGAGCUCUUGUCUACGACCGACAGUCUACUGAGGCUCUUGUACCAUCCGUCGGCUUAGACGGUGAUGGUAAGGGCGAGGUUUUUCGCCUGAACCUCGAGUUGGGACGUUUCAUGAAGUCCUACCAAGUUGACGUCGGUGGCGAUGACGAAUUGACUGGUGGUGGUUUGCAAGGAGGUAUUGGGGUCGGCAGUGUCAACACAGCCGCGAUCGCGGCAAAUACUCACAAUUUGCUUGCUUUUGGAACUUCGAUAGGAACGGUUGAAUUUUGGGAUCCACGAUCAAAGUCGAGAGUUGCUAUGCUGGGCGGCCACGAAGGUGAAGUCACAGCACUUGACUUCAGCCCCUCGGGUCUUUCUAUCGUCACCGGCUCGUCAACUGGCAUGAUGCAAAUCUUUGAUCUACGACGACCUGUGCCCCUUAUGAAGAAGGACCAAGGUUACGGUUUCCCCGUACACAAGCUCAUGCACAUGACGACAGCGUCGCAGGAGAAAAAGAUUCUGUCCGCGGAUAAGCGCAUCAUCAAGCUUUGGGAUGAGCAGACUGGAGACCCUUGGACAUCCGUGGAACCUAUUGUGGAUAUCAACGACGUCGCCUGGUGCAAAAACACCGGUAUGAUCAUGACAGCCAACGAAGGCAAGCAACAGCACGCUUUCUUCGUUCCUCAGCUUGGCCCCGCGCCCAAAUGGUGCUCGUUCUUGGACAACAUGGUCGAAGAGAUGGCGGAAGAGGUGCACACCGAAACAUAUGACAACUACAAAUUCUUGACGUUGCCCGAACUGAAGCAGUUGAGCUUGUCUCACCUGGUUGGAAAGACCAACCUGCUCCGACCAUACAUGCACGGAUACUUUGUGGCUUCUAAGCUGUAUGAGCAGGCCAGAUUGAUCGCCAACCCAUAUGUCUGGGAGGAAGAGAGGACGAAGCGUAUCAAGGACAAGGUCGAGAAGGAGCGCGCGAGCAGAAUCAGAGGCACCAAGAAGGUCAAGGUCAACCAGAAGAUGGUUGACAAGCUUCUCAAGAAGCAGGAGAACCGAGAGGAGGUUGACACCAAGGUUGGUGUUCUUGGCGAUGAUCGUUUCAACAAGAUGUUCGAGGAUGAGGCCUUCCAGGUGGAUGAGAACACUGGAGAGUUCCGUGCUCUCAACCCAAGCACUAUGGUGGAACAACACACUGAUCCCAAGGCUCCAACCCGGUAUCAAGGCAAGGACUCCGAUGAUGACGACUCCGGAGAUGAUGAUAAGGACAACAAGCCGGCUGCAGCGCCCAAGAAGAAGGACAAGGAUGACGUUGUCAUGCGUGUUUCGUCAACCAGCAACCAGGGACGGGCUGUCAGGGACACAGCGCUUGGUUCAAGACAUCAGAAGUCGGGGCGAGUCAACAAAGCUCACGGCGAGAUUGUGGGCGAACGGCAAGUAUCGUUCAUCCCGGAGUCAAGGAGAAAGCAGAAGAAAAGAGAGGAGGAGCUUCCUGCCGAGCCCCGAGACAACCGAACUGGAGCUGCACGGCGAAGCGCCAGUGGUAACACGUUUAGAAGAAUUUAA